Molecule: messenger RNA, 371 nt
Organism: Ochlerotatus camptorhynchus
Lineage: Eukaryota; Metazoa; Arthropoda; Insecta; Diptera; Culicidae
Exons: 4
Coding region: 42-371 (109 amino acids)
Source: RefSeq, a predicted model, not a curated record
CGGAAAUCCUACGAGCUAAACUAAACUGUUGCUAAACUAAAAUGGACGAGCAAUUAAAUGAGAAACUGAAUGAAAUCGUUAGAAUUCAAGGUGAACUACAGACGGAAAUAAGAAAUCUCAAAGAUGUCGGUGGCCGAGGCAAAAUACGGGCAAGAGGCAAACACGAUUCAUUUCGUUAUUUUGACCACAGGAAAAUGAACAAGGGCAUCGCAGAUUUAAGGGCAUUAACAGAGAAUAUCUCUAGACUCGGUAAAGCCCUUUACAAAAAACUGGACAACUCGACUCUGCCGGGCCAUACAGCCAGAGAUUACAAAGAGCGCAUCUUGCGCACCUUUACGGAGAUAGAAGAGGUCGGCAAGCAGCUGAAAUAA